AGCUGGGUGGAAGCUGCGAUGCUUUUCCACAGUCUUUCCGGCUCGGAGAUGCACGGGGUCAUCGACGAGAUGGAUCGCAGAACCAAAAGCGAAGCACCGGCCAUCAGCUCGGCUAUAGACAGGGGAGAGACGGAAACGACCAUGCCUUCCAUCAGCAGUGACAGGGCUGCCCUGUGCGCCGGCUGCGGGGGUAAAAUCUCCGACCGUUAUUACCUCCUGGCUGUGGACAAACAGUGGCACAUGCGCUGCCUGAAGUGCUGUGAAUGUAAACUCAACCUGGAGUCCGAGCUCACCUGCUUCAGCAAGGACGGCAGCAUCUACUGCAAGGAGGACUAUUACAGGAGGUUUUCGGUGCAGAGAUGUGCGAGAUGUCACCUGGGGAUUUCUGCCUCCGAGAUGGUCAUGAGGGCCAGGGAUUUGGUAUAUCACUUAAAUUGCUUCACUUGCACCACUUGCAACAAGAUGCUGACCACUGGCGAUCACUUUGGCAUGAAGGACAAUCUGGUGUACUGCCGCCUCCAUUUCGAGACUCUCAUCCAGGGGGAGUACCAGGUGCAUUUCAAUCACUCGGAUGUAGCCGCUGGGAAGGGCCCGGCUUUGGGAGCGGGCUCUGCCAACACUUUGGGACUGCCUUAUUACAAUGGCGUGGGGACUGUCCAGAAGGGGAGACCCAGGAAAAGAAAAAGCCCGGGGCCUGGAGCAGAUCUGGCAGCCUACAAUGCAGCUUUAAGUUGCAAUGAAAACGAUGGAGACCACCUGGACAGAGACCAGCAAUACCCCAGCAAUCAGAAAACAAAGCGCAUGAGGACGUCCUUCAAACACCACCAGCUGCGGACAAUGAAGUCAUACUUUGCUAUUAACCACAACCCUGAUGCCAAGGACUUGAAACAGCUAGCUCAGAAAACUGGCCUCACCAAAAGAGUUCUUCAGGUUUGGUUUCAAAAUGCUCGAGCCAAAUUCAGACGGAACCUCUUACGUCAAGAAAACACAGGGGUGGAUAAGACUUCAGACUCAACACUCCAAGCAGGGACCCCAUCGGGUCCUGCCUCAGAAAUAUCCAAUGCCUCCAUGAGUCCAUCCAGCACUCCCACUACUUUAACAGACUUGACUAAUCCCACUAUGCCAACUGUGACGUCGGUCCUGACAUCAGUGCCCGGAAGUCUUGAGGUUCAUGAAUCUCGAAGUCCUUCACAGACAACUCUUACAAAUCUUUUCUGA
This is a messenger RNA of Haemorhous mexicanus (house finch), 1218 nucleotides long. It is a transcript of the gene LHX2, whose product is annotated as LIM homeobox 2. Bases 19 to 1218 code for a protein of 399 amino acids. Gene Ontology annotation, cellular component: nucleus. The record is from RefSeq and is a predicted model, not a curated record. NCBI's taxonomy places the organism in Eukaryota, Metazoa, Chordata, Aves, Passeriformes, Fringillidae. The transcript is spliced from 6 exons. Gene Ontology annotation, biological process: regulation of transcription by RNA polymerase II; neuron differentiation. Gene Ontology annotation, molecular function: DNA-binding transcription factor activity, RNA polymerase II-specific; RNA polymerase II transcription regulatory region sequence-specific DNA binding.